GGGGGGGAGGUCAUGCGCACGCGCGGUGGGGCGCCCCGCAGGGCUGGAGCUAUGAAGAGACACGUGGUGUUGACGGGGCCGCCAGGUGUUGGAAAAACCACUUUGAUCCACAAGGCUAUGGAUGUGCUGAAAUCUUCUGGGAUUUCUAUUGAUGGAUUUUACACAGAGGAAGUCAGACAAAGUGGACGAAGAGUGGGAUUCGAUGUUGUUACUUUGUCUGGUAAGCGAGGAACUUUGUCCAGAACUAGUAAUGAUUCAGGUGGUGUGAACAGAGCUCGACGUGAAUACAGAGUCGGUCAGUAUGUAGUGGAUCUUCCAUCGUUUGAACUCCUGGCUUUGCCACUUCUCAGAAAUAUUGAUGCUGGAGAUAGUACUGGGAAUAAGGUAUAUGUGAUCGAUGAGAUUGGGAAAAUGGAGCUCUUUAGCCAACCCUUCAUCCAGGCAAUACGUCAAAUCCUCGAUGGAGCAGGUUCAACAAUACUCGGGACCAUUCCUGUGCCUAGAGGAAAACCCCUAGGACUUGUAGAAGAAAUCAGAACCAGAAGUGAUGUAAGAAUGUUUAAUAUUACAAAGGAGAAUAGAAACAGUAUUGUACAAGAAAUUAUCUCUGCAGUGCAAGAGUGCAGAAAGUAAAUGGAAACUAACUGGAUCAUCGUGAAGGAUCUGGCAUUUGGCUUUCAUUGUUGAUAAUUACAGGAAAGAUAUGCUUCUAUAAACUGCAACUCUGGGUUUUAUCUUUGCAUUUUUUUGUGGUUUACAUUUGUGGAUUAUUUUUCUUUGCUUCAGUACAACUGUACUGUAUUAUGUAACACAUAAACAUACUUCAAUUUACUUUCACCCUCCCCCUAUACUGGAUUGCAUUAUUUCAAUGGAGUAAUGGAGUCAAGCCAAGCUGACAGCACUGUGUUCUUGUACAAAUGUAAUUUGUAUUUCAUACCCCAGUUUGUGCAUAUUCUGUUAAGGUGUUUGAAAUCUUACAGAAAAUUGCACUUUCUAUAUUGUGGCAUUUAAUCAAUAAAAGCAGACAGAACCCAAGCAGCAAGUGGACAACGAAAAGAUGGGCUGUGAAACCUUAACCCAGUUUAGGAACAACGGUAGAGCCUUUUACUGAACUCAAACUGAAAUUGUAAACAGCUCCAAAAGUAUUAUCACAUGGGUUGAUAAUAAAAGCAAAACUGCUUUGAUAAGAGAAAGUAGUUUUUAGCUUAUUUUUGUAAUUGGACAAAAUCCACAUUAUUAAAUUACCCCCCAUAAGUUUUGCUGCCUGAAUUCUGUAUCCACUUUUAAAACAGUUGCAGCUGUUGCAAAUGCUCUCAUUGCUACCCACAUCAAUAAGUUCCAUGAAAUGGCUGAUAUGAUCAAUCAAAAAAACCCUCUGGGUUGUCUGCGCAAAUAAAAAGUGAAAAUAAAUUUCUAAAAGUUAAAAGUUCAUCUCCACCACAGUAACAACUGUACUGCAAGCUCUGUCAGUGCUGCCUUGAUGUUUGGAUCUGUCUGUCAAUUAAAAUCCAUGUUCCUUU
This is a messenger RNA of Callorhinchus milii (elephant shark), 1520 nucleotides long. Its product is annotated as cancer-related nucleoside-triphosphatase-like. Gene Ontology annotation, molecular function: ATP hydrolysis activity. Bases 13 to 633 code for a protein of 206 amino acids. The transcript is spliced from 5 exons. NCBI's taxonomy places the organism in Eukaryota, Metazoa, Chordata, Chondrichthyes, Chimaeriformes, Callorhinchidae. The record is from RefSeq and is a predicted model, not a curated record.